This is a messenger RNA of Heterobilharzia americana, 4578 nucleotides long. Lineage: Eukaryota; Metazoa; Platyhelminthes; Trematoda; Strigeidida; Schistosomatidae. The record is from the annotation of a GenBank genome assembly.
GUCUGUUAUGAAUCAACUGCAUAAAUGUUUUCUUGUCGUUGUUGUUGUUGUUACCGCUGUCAAUAACUGAAUACAUUUGCAUUAUGAGGACACCAUCGACAGUUGUGAAGAAACCAAGAAAUCAAUAUGCACUAUCACUAAUUAGUCGUUGUUUAGAUGACCCAAACUUUGUGAAAAAACAUCUUGAAAUCGAUGCUAAUGGAGAGCAUGCUACAAAUACUCUUGAAGAUUUAUUAUUCUUACGUAAUUUUUUGCAAAGUUCAUCGUUUCGUCAGUGCUUAACUUUAAUUGAUUCUCUUGCUGAUUCCAACUCCAAACCAAUCAUAGAAAAAUUGCGACCCACUAACAGGUCAUUAAGGGAUAGUCUACAAGCUUUAUCAGAGUUGUGGUCAGAAUUAGAAGAGUUUGUUAUGCGUACGAGAGAAAAAGAUGAACCAGAAGCUCAUGAACUUUACGAUCUUCUCGCUGAUAUUCACAUUAGAGAACUUUUAGUAGCCUAUGAUGAUAUUGCUAACUAUCGAUAUGUGAAUGAAGACUUCAACUUGAUUCCAAUCUACGUAGAGGAGGAUAAUGACUCAUUUCACAUAAAUCCAGAACCACAAUCAUCUUUUCACCUAAAUUCUUCGAGAGAUAAUCAUAUUCACAGAUACAACGAUCACGACAGUACAUCAGAUACACGGAAUUAUGAAUUGCAUCAGAGUAAACCUGAAUUCUCUGAAGGUUCCAUCGAAUCGUUGCAUUGUAAAGUGUAUCAUUCAGAAUCAAUCGAAGUAGCGUAUAUUGAUGACGUAAAUAUCAGCGAAUUGCGUAGACACUCAAAAGAUGUAUUUCACACUGGUGAUGAUGGGAUUGGCGGUGUUCAGUCUACUACUAAAGAAGAAGAAGAUGAUGUUAAUACCGUACUGCAUCACCGUGAUUCAAGUCAUUCUGUACAAACUGUUAUCAAUAGAUUUGAAGCAUCGGAUGUAGAAAUUCGUUAUAAUCAUCGUGAGGAGAAACGCUUGCAAGAGUCGAAUCAUCCAAGCAGAACACCGUCUGUAGAUGAUACACAGAAGCCUGUCUCCCCAACAAAUACUCCUGAAUCUGCAAAGCAACAAUCAGAAAGAUCAUCUUCUAAAUCACGCAAGCCAAAAUAUUUGAAUAAUAAUAUGCCUACUGAGACCGAUUCGAACUCCAAGUUGAACAGUCCUAUCUCAUCUCCGAGCAAAACACCUACAACAAAAGGUAGGAAGAAAAAACAUUUUCAUGGUUCGGAUAGUACUCUUCGAUCACCUGAUCUAAAUCAACACCGCCAUAAGCCUUUUCGAGAUCCAUCUAUAGGAACACAAAGUUUACCUAGAAAUCAUGGUCAGCCUUUGAGAGAACCACGACAUACUUCUGGUCGUAGUCAUCGUGAAAGUACUCAUCAUAAACUUCCACAGCCAGGUGUACCCAGAAAGGUUCAUUUAAGACGUGAUCAUCCUGGUGAGGAUCUAGGUAUUACUGUGGCACUGCGUACUCCGUCACCAUCUCCAUCUUCUCCGACAACUUUCAAUGGAGUUACAAUACAAUCAGUUUCACAGCCUGUUAUAUCUAUUCAAAGAAUAUUGGCGGGAUCAUUAGCUGAUAGGCAGGGUUCCUUGUAUCCAGGUGAUAUUUUACUUGAAGUGAAUAGUCUUCGAGUUCAUACCUUAGAACAAGUAUUCUCUCAAAUCCAACAGACAUCUAGUUCAUUGGAUUGUCAACUUUUAGUACAAGCUCCUAAAGAAGGCAUUCUACGUUGUGGAAUUCAGCGUGGAAACUAUAAUUCAAAAAGCAAACGUUAUAUUCGGUGUUUAUUCGACUAUGAUGCAACAAAGGAUACACUUCUGCCUACUGGUGAUGUCGGUCUUUCCUUCAAAUCUGGAGAUGUGUUAGAACUGGUUGACGAUCAAGAUCCUAAUUGGUGGCAGGUUCGCUCAUUGAAAGAACCCAAUUCUAAAGCACGGUUAAUACCAUCACAGACACUUGAAGAACGCCGUCAAGCUUUCAAUCAAGAAAAGCUUCAAUCACACAAUAAUCGUAAAUCGUGGAGAAAGGUUAAAACAUUCUUCAGGGCUGCUGAUGCAUCAGGCUUACGUCUACGCUCAGAUAUAUGGAGUUACGAAGAGGUUGUGCCAUGGCCACAAUCGAAAGUACCUUGUCUUCUGUUAAUUGGACCAAAUGGAGUUGGUCGACGUAACUUGAAGGUACUGCUUGCGAAAUAUGAACCGAAUCGUUUUGCUUACCCUAUAACAGAUACCACUGAUUCAACAUUGCCGACAAACUUGUUCAAAGUUUUAUCAAAGGAUCAGAUGGAAGCUGAUGUGAAAUCUGGCGCUUACGUUGAAUGGGGAAAAGUUGGUGGUCAUUAUUAUGGAAUUCGUUUCUCAGAACUACGCAGAAUUAUAGCCAAUGGAAAAACUGCCGUAUUAGACUGCCAACCUCAAACGCUACAUUUAUUGCAUCAACCUGAAUUUAAUCCUUGUGUUGUUUUCGUCGCUGCUCCAUCGUUUGAAGUAGCUAAAACCAUGUUACAUGACGGUUUGCAAGCCAAUGUAACUACAAACAUUCGCUCUGAUGAAGAACUACAGUCUAUUAUAAAGGACUCUAUGUCCAUGGCAGUAAUAUAUCGUCAUUUAUAUUCGCAUACUUUGAUCAAUAAAAACAUGAAAGAAAGCGUUGAAAAAUUAAAUCGUCUGGUAUCAAAGUUGGAACGUCAACCGUGUUGGAUACCUUGCGGUUGGGCCUACGAACUGAGCAUUCCAUAUAGAUCAGGACGCAAUGAAAACUCACCCUACAUACCAGGAUCAAGCAGUUUGAGUGCUCUUGGCAUACAUGAUUUGCCACCAUCCUCUAGAUCCUCAGCACUUUCAAAAUCUGUUAUCUCUGAGGCAUCGGUUGAAUCUGCUUCUAGACUUGCUCGACCUCCGAGGAUUUGCAGCGGAAAUUUACUAAAUACUACUAGUCGUGAUCGUCACCCUAGUGGCCAUAGAAUGUAUGAAAGGCAUCGACGUGCUCAACAUGAGAUUCAUCAUCCUCCAAUACCUGAACAAGAUACACCAUCAGAAUCUAUUGAUAGUCGUUUUUUGAAUAAAACCUCGGUUGACCGAAUGAAAUCGAAGUAUAGUCUUCCUUCCACUCAAGAACCUGCCCAACCAGAUCUCCGUAUCCAGACACCAGUCACUUCAGAUCAGGUUGGUGACAAAGAGGCUUCAGAAAAUAACACCAGUGAAGAUGAAAUGAACAUAAGACAGGUGGAAAACUUAUCGACUGACGAGUCUAGUGUCAUUAAAAUGCCUCCUACCAAACCUAACCUUAGAAGUGUACCGGCUGAUAAAACGGAUUGUGAUUUCAGCUCAACUUCUACGGAUGAUUCUGAUGGUGAUAAUGAAGAAGUCAGUCUUUAACUAAACACAGUUUUUUAUUCUAAAAACAACAUUAAUGCAAUUAUAUACAUGUUCUUCCAUUCAGUGGACUAUACUUUCAUACUUCACUUUAUUACCUCCUGAUUAAUUUCCUUAUAACUACCCAGAUAUUUCCACAAAUUUUGCUCAUCCGAACUAUUAUAACUUUUCAUAGUUUUUAUACGUUUUUGAGGACGAAUCUACGGCAGCUUUACUAUUUACUUAUAUCAAUUUCUUUAUAUUUUUGAGUAGUCACGCAUUCUUUUUUAUGAAUGUGAAUAAUUUUCAGUCUAAGAGUGAACUGCUUAUUUAACUUUUUCAUGUCAUACCAGUAUUUCGUUUUGAUUGCAUCAGUCUAUAACUUUGACUAUUCUGAAUUUUGUAGUACUGUUUUAUUUUUUGACGUUUUUUUCCAACACAUUUUAGUAUUAAACGAAUUGUUUUUACGUAGAAAUUUUUAAAUUAUACACUUUAUCCUUUGUUUCUCUCAAUUAUGAAGUAGUUCGAAACCUUUUGGUUGUAUUACGUUCUAUGAUUUAGAUGUUUUAAUUGUUAAGUUCUAUACUCUUUUCAGACAUCAUGAGAACUAACUUCACUAUGAAUUGAGCUAUCAGGAUUUCUCCAUAAGUGAUUGAAUAAUCUAUACUGAUGAAGCGGUGAAUGAUUGGUAGUUUUCUUGAACUGUUGUGUCUUCGGCUGCUCAAAUUUUUUUACUGACCGUUUCUCUACCUUACCUUGUAGUUGCUCACAAGAGUCACAUAUCUUUCUAAUAUCUACCAUCAAUUGUGAUUUUUAUGUUGAUGAAAACGUUGUUGAUCAAGUUCUGAGUGCUUUUCAAUUCAUCUUUUUUGAUGGGAAAAUAUAUCGUCUACCUAAAGGAUCCAAAUUAUCGGUUUUAUCACCAUAAUAAACGACGGUUUUCAAGUCUUCUCAAUAUAAGAUAAAUAUAUAAUUGGGAUGGUCUAAUCUGAAUCGGCAUAGCUACUGUAAAUUAAAUAACCCGGAACAUAUCGUACAGAAGAUAAUGUAUCAUUGGAUAGCAUUCACCUCAUGAUUUAGGCUGCCUAGGCUUAACUACAUCUUUACUUAUUCUCAUUCGGAGUUGUUCAAUGGUAUGGAAAAACAGAUAGCACCAUUGCAGCAAAUUAAUAAAUAAAAGUAGAGAUUAUGUGAA